AUGGGCUCCAAUCCAGAAUCUGGUAAGAUACUCGACGUCAUCAUCGUCGGGGCCGGCAUCUCAGGCAUAAACACGGCGUACUACCUCCAGACCCGUGGUCCCAAGAACUCGUCGUAUGCCAUUCUCGAGCGGCGCGGACGCAUCGGUGGCACAUGGGACCUUUUCCAGUACCCCGGCGUCCGUUCCGACUCGGACGUCUACACCUACGGUUUCUCGUGGAACCUGUGGCAGGGCGAGAAGCCCAUCUCACCGGGCGACGAGAUCUGCGCGUACCUGAGCGAGUCGGCGGCCAUGGAGGGCAUCGACAAGCACAUCAGGUUUCACCAGCACAUUGUCUCGGUCGACUGGAGCUCCGAGUCGUCGACGUGGAGGGUGACGUCGCUCGUCGAGCCCGAGGAGAAGGAGGUCACGUACUGCUCCAAGUUCCUGGUCCUGGGGACUGGAUACUACGACUACGACAUGCCGCUGCCGGCCAUCAUCCCUGGGAUAGACAACUUCCAAGGCACCGUCAUCCAGCCGCAGUUCUGGCCCGAGGAUCUCGACUAUCUCGACAAGAACGUCGUCAUUAUCGGUAGCGGUGCAACCGCCAUCACCCUGCUGCCCAACAUAGCCAGGGACGCUGGGCACGUCACCAUGCUCCAGCGUAGCCCAAGCUACAUCUUCCCGCUCCCGAUGAAGCAGCUGCUCCCGAUCAGGCUUCUCCUGGCCAUGCUGCCCCUCUCCGUCAGCGGCCGCAUAAAGCGCAUCGAAUUUGCCUUCCUCGGCUACUUGCUAUACUACGUCUGCCAGUACCUCCCCAGCGUCGGUCGCUUCUUCAUCCGGUCCGCCAUCAAGAGGGAGCUUCCCGCGGGCUACGACAUGGACCCCAACCUCACCCCGCGCUACAACCCCUGGGAUCAGCGACUGUGCAUCACGCCAGGAGGCGACUUCUACGCUGCCCUCCGCUCGACAAAGGCCGACAUCGUCACAGAUGUCGUCAGCAGCAUGGACUCGGACUCUAUCCGACUGCAAUCCGGCAAGGUGCUGCGGCCCGACAUCAUCAUUCUGGCCACGGGUGUCAAGCUCAGCUUCGCCGGCAAGAUCAAGAUAUCGGUCGAUGGCCGGCCCACUGACCUCUCCAGCAAGUUUUCUUUCAAGGCCUGCAUGGUCCAGGACGUUCCAAACCUGGCCUUCAUCAUAGGAUAUGCCAACGCCUCGUGGACGCUGGGCGCCGAGGCCACGUCUAUCUUCCUUGCUAGGCUAUGGAACGCCAUGGAGUCCCAGAAGAUCAAGUCUGUCGUCGCCCGUCUGGCUCCCGACACCAAGAUGAAGGAAGCCUCUCACCUCGACCUCGAUUCCACCUAUAUCAAGGCCGGUGCCCAUACGAUGCCCAAGGCAGGCGAGGGCCUGUGGGCUCCCAAAAGGGUCUACUAUAAGGAUCUCUACACAUACUCGUAUCACCCCGUCCUCGAAGGACUCGAGACGAGGUAG
Messenger RNA from Geosmithia morbida, 1470 nucleotides. RefSeq names its product putative flavoprotein CzcO associated with the cation diffusion facilitator CzcD. NCBI's taxonomy places the organism in Eukaryota, Fungi, Ascomycota, Sordariomycetes, Hypocreales, Bionectriaceae. The transcript has a single exon. The record is from RefSeq and is a predicted model, not a curated record. The coding region runs from base 1 to 1470 and encodes 489 amino acids. Gene Ontology annotation, molecular function: NADP binding; N,N-dimethylaniline monooxygenase activity; flavin adenine dinucleotide binding.